AUGUCAUUCGCCAGCUCCUCCCGCUCAGCUUUCCGCGCAAUAGCAAACGCCUGCCCAUCAUGUUCCCGAUCGGCCCUCCCCUCGAUGCGCUCCCAAGCUGUCCCAGCAGCUCGAGCUGGUCCAUCCAAAUCCUCUCGGCACUUUGCGUCUACCACACCGCGAAAGGCUACCGCCGCAGCCGGCCCAGUCGAGUCUGAGAUGCAAAGAGCAGCUCGGCGAUCGAUGGAACUGAGUCGGGAGAGGAUGUAUGCAGAGCGGGCUCAAAGGAGUCGGACGAUCAUGAUGUACUCUGCGGGCUCACUCUUCCUCGCUCUCGGCGUAACAUACGCCGCCGUCCCAGCCUAUCGCGCCUUCUGCUCCGCCACAGGCUUCUCCGGCGUCCCCAUCACAGAUCCAGCCCGCUUCUCUCCCGACCGGCUGUACACGAACGAAGAAGCGCAAGGCCGCAAACGUAUCACAGUACAUUUUGAGGCGACGGCGAGCGAUACUCUGCCAUGGACGUUUUCGCCUCAGCAGCGGAGUGUGCGGGUCUUACCGGGCGAGACGGCGCUGGCGUUCUAUACGGCUAAGAAUCUGGGGAAGGAGGAUUUGAUUGGGAUUGCGACGUAUAACAUGACGCCGGAGAAGAUCGCUCCCUACUUUGCCAAAGUCGAAUGUUUCUGCUUUGAAGAACAAAAGAUUCGAGCAGGCGAAGAAGUCGACCUGCCUGUCUUCUUCUUUAUCGACCGAGACAUCAUGGACGAGCCCCAGAUGGACUGUAUCGACGAUGUCGUCCUGAGCUAUACAUUCUUCCGGGCGAGACGGAACGACAAAGGCCAUGCGGUACCCGAUGCGAGCGACGAGGUCGUGCUCCGGAGUCAGGGGUUUGAGAAUUAUGAGCACGCAAAGCCGAUCGCUGCUUCUGCAUAG
Molecule: messenger RNA, 909 nt
Organism: Dioszegia hungarica
Lineage: Eukaryota; Fungi; Basidiomycota; Tremellomycetes; Tremellales; Bulleribasidiaceae
Product: putative aerobic respiration-related protein
Exons: 5
Coding region: 1-909 (302 amino acids)
Cellular component (GO): mitochondrial inner membrane
Molecular function (GO): copper ion binding
Source: RefSeq, a predicted model, not a curated record